CAACUCCCUAACCACUGCCCUACUAUCAAACACACUACACUCAAUCAUGUCAUCCGGUCCAACCUGCUCCGAAGAGCUAACCCCUCUUUUCGGCUCAGGGGCCAAUGCCACCGCUGCAGCGGAAUACAUAUGUACACGCUUCAACAACACCUCAGAAACAUUCAAUAUUACCACACGUGCCAUUGACAACACUUACCUUCUAUUUUCGGCUUACCUUGUGUUUGCCAUGCAACUCGGGUUCGCUAUGUUAUGUGCAGGGUCGGUCCGGGCCAAAAACACUAUGAACAUAAUGCUCACUAAUGUCUUGGAUGCUGCAGCUGGAGGCAUUUCUUAUUACGUUUUUGGGUUUGCGUUCGCCUUUGGUACUCCGUCUAACGUUUUCAUUGGCAAACAUAACUUUGGGCUGAAAUCGAUCCCAUCCGAUAAUUACGACUAUAGUUACUUUUUAUACCAAUGGGCCUUUGCGAUUGCUGCAGCUGGUAUUACUAGUGGCUCCAUUGCAGAAAGAACUCAGUUUGUGGCUUACCUUAUUUAUUCUUCCUUCUUGACAGGUUUUGUGUAUCCGAUAGUGUCACAUUGGGUAUGGUCUAGUGAUGGUUGGGCAAGCGCCACAAAAUCUAGUGGUGACCUCCUGUUUGGAUCAGGAGCCAUCGAUUUUGCUGGCUCGGGUGUUGUCCAUAUGGUGGGUGGCAUAGCUGGCCUCUGGGGUGCGGUAAUUGAAGGUCCAAGAAUUGGAAGAUUUGAUCGUUCUGGACGAUCUGUUGCCUUACGAGGUCACAGUGGUUCUCUUGUAGUUUUGGGUACUUUCCUUUUAUGGUUUGGUUGGUACGGUUUCAAUCCGGGUUCUUUUAUCAAAAUUUCGAUAUUAUAUCGUCCUACGGAUACUUAUUAUGGUCAAUGGAGUGCGGUUGGUAGGACAGCUGUUACAACCACAUUGGCUGGAUGCACUGCUGGAUUGACCACAUUAUUUAGCAAACGGCUACUAGUUGGUCACUGGAAUGUGACCGACGUGUGUAAUGGGUUGCUAGGAGGUUUAGCCGCCAUUACCUCAGGGUGUUCAGUGGUUGAGCCAUGGGCUGCAAUCAUUUGUGGAUUCGUUGCAGCUUGGGUUUUAAUAGGAUUUAACAAGCUUGCAGAAAAAUUAAAGUACGACGACCCAUUAGAAGCUGCACAACUACACGGUGGGUGUGGAGCGUGGGGCUUAUUGUUCACGGGUUUGUUUGCUAAGAAACAAUAUGUCAAUGAGGUGUAUGCCAAAGGGAGGCCUUACGGGCUUUUUAUGGGGGGCGGUGGAAAUCUAUUUGCGGCUCAGAUAAUUCAAAUACUCGCGAUCAUUGGUUGGGUGAGUGCCACCAUGGGCCCACUUUUCUACCUGUUGAAGAAACUCAAGUUGUUGAGGGUUUCGCAAGAAGAUGAAAUGGCGGGAAUGGACAUGACAAGGCAUGGUGGAUUUGCAUAUGUUUACCAUGAUGAGGAGGUUAGUUCUCAUCCACCCCCAGGGUUCAUGAUGAGAAGGAUCGAGCCAUCGACUGAAAGUCCAGGACCCACUAAUGGGUCAACAAACAACGUUGUCUAGUCUACCGGUUCCUCUUGAUUCCGGGUCCAAGUCACAAAACUUUGAAUACCAUUCAAGAAAAAAAGCAUACAUUAUAGUGGAAUCAGAAACUGCAACUAGAGAUGCAAUGCAGGUUUCAUAUCCUAGAUCACGUAGAUGUCGUCUUUCUUGUUGAACUCAAUAUAGUUUUUGUGUUUGAUGAUCAAUAUGUUCAUAUUCUAGGCUUGUAAUUAAUUAUUGUUGUCUCAGUAUUUUAAGUUUAGUUCUCAUGUUUAAGAUCUUAUUUGUGGAUGAAAUUAUGUAUGGAUACUUUCCAAUUA
Erigeron canadensis is the source of this 1875-nucleotide messenger RNA. RefSeq names its product ammonium transporter 1 member 2-like. The transcript is spliced from 2 exons. NCBI's taxonomy places the organism in Eukaryota, Viridiplantae, Streptophyta, Magnoliopsida, Asterales, Asteraceae. Gene Ontology annotation, biological process: ammonium transmembrane transport; ammonium homeostasis. Gene Ontology annotation, molecular function: ammonium channel activity. The record is from RefSeq and is a predicted model, not a curated record. Gene Ontology annotation, cellular component: membrane. Bases 47 to 1576 code for a protein of 509 amino acids.